UAAUUCGCAUAGAUUUCCUUGCAUUUUCUGCUGCUCUUAUCCCGCUACCGACCAUUCUUGUCCCAACAAUUUCAGAACAUCAGCAUUAUCUCUCUGUUUCCUUUACUCUCCCACAGUCUGAUCCCAUUUUGUUUCAGAAGAUCUAGGAUUGUCAAGCUUUGGUCCCAACGCUCAUGCUCUGAGUUUUGGACUUGCACGUUUCUGUAAUAUGGCCUCCUCUUCUGCUUCUGCUUCUGCUUCUGCUUCUGCUUCCACUGACAUCCCCCUAAAAGAGAAGUAUGAUGUCUUUCUCAGCUUCAGAGGCCUCGAUACCCGCAGGACUUUUAUCGGCCAUCUAAAGAAGGCCUUGGAUGAUAAGAAGAUUGUUACCUACAUAGAUUAUGAUAUUGGGCGCGGAGAAGAAAUCGAACCUGCCCUUCUAGAAGCAAUCGAGAGAUCAACGAUUUCCGUGAUCGUUUUCUCUGAAAACUAUGCUUCUUCUCGAUGGUGCUUGGACGAACUUGUGCAUAUACUGAAAUGCAGGAAACGUGUGAUACCCAUAUUUUACAAUACAGAUGUAUCAGAUAUAUCGAACCAGAACGGGAGUUAUGAACUUGAUGAACGUUUCAAGGAUAGAACAGAGUCUGAGCGUCUCAAGUGGAAGGAUGCUUUGAAGAAAGCAUCUACUAUAGUUGGAUUUGAAUCAAUGAAGUUCAGGGAUGAUGCCGUUCUGGUUCAGGAAGUUGUCGAGUUUGUUGACUCUAUUGUGAAAUUGGGUUUUGAGUCCUCGAGUUAUGAAUCAAAAGGUUUAGUUGGAGUUGAACGUCGGGUUCAGCAAAUUGAAUCAUUACUAUGUAUUGAUUCUCGAGAUGAUCGCGUUCGCUCCGUAGUUAUUUGGGGUAUGGGAGGUAUCGGCAAGACCACCCUUGCUGAUGCUGUUUUUCACCGUCUCGAGAAGAAAUUCCAUGCUAGCUGCUUUCUUAAAGAUGUUAGAGCACGUUCUGGGACUCCAAAUGGACUCCAAGAAUUGCGAAACAUACUUCUUCGUACAUUAUUAGGGAAUGAAAAACUAGAUAUCCAGUCCCAAUCUAUAGACCCUUCUACUGCAAAUCAACUCAGCCGUAGAAAAGUCCUGGUUGUUCUUGAUGAUGUUGACGAGUCAAGCCAAUUAGACAAGUUAGCUGGACGUGGUGUUACGUUUGGCUCAGGAAGUAGAAUCAUGAUAACAAGUAGAGAUAAGCAACGAGCUACAGAGAUGGAAUCACUGAGGAAGGGAGGUAACCAUGAUGUUGAGAUAUAUGAGGUUGAGAAAUUAAAUGAAGAUGAAGCUUGUCAGUUAGUCAAGUCGAAUUCCUCCGCAGGUUUCUAUUCUGAAGUAGAUUCUACGGAUUAUUUUACAAAAAUGGUAACUUAUGCUGCAGGCUGCCCCUUGGCCCUUAAAAUUUGGAGUUCCUUAUCCCGUAAAUAUUCAUGGGAUCAGAUGACAAAGAAACUCAACGAAAAGAUGGGGAGCAUUUAUGGAGUGAGUUAUGAUGUCUUAGGAGACGAUGAGAAGGAAAUAUUUCUUGACAUGGCAUGUUUCCACAAAGGGAAGCAAAUAAAUGAUGUGAGAGGAUAUUUAAAUUGCCGUGGUUUCAAUGCGGAUAGUGGAAUUGAUGAGCUUAUUGGUAGGUCCCUUAUAGAAGUAAGAGAAGAUCACCUAUGGAUGCACGAUGUGAUACAAGAAAUGGGCCGGGAAAUUGUCCGCAAACAAUGUCCUGAAGAGGCUGGAAGACGCACCAGGUUGUACAGCCUUAAGGACAUCUGUCAUGUAUUGCAACAUGAUACGGGAACUGCAACAAUUGAAAUCAUGUCCAUGGUCCACUAUGACAUCUCUUCAUUGGAGUGUAAUUGGAAGAAGCCUACAAGUUCCAUGGUCCACUAUGACAUCUCUCCAUUGGAGUGUAAUUGGAAGAAGCCUACAAGUUUAAAGUUGACCCCUCAAGUCUUUGGAAGGAUGUAUAAUCUAACAUUCCUAGAACUUGAUGGGCAUAACUUCAAAUUGAAACUUCCUGAAGGCGGUCUCGAGUCACUUCCCAAUGUCCUUAGAUAUCUGUCCUGGAAGGGUUAUCCUUUAGGAACUUUGCCAUCAAAGUUUUCUCCGAGCUGUCUUGUUGAGCUUCAUAUGCGCAAUAGCAAACUCCAGACAGUUUGGAAUACAGACCAGAAACCUCAGCUUCUAAAAAAGGUCGAUCUUAGUAACUCAACGGAGCUGGUUGAUGUCCCAUACCUCACAGCAUGUCUUGAGAGUAUAAAUCUUGAAGGAUGUGUGAGUUUGGAUCAAGUUCCAAAUCUCUCAAAGAGUCUAAAUAUCGGGAGUAUAAGCCUUCAAGGGUGCAAGAAGUUGGUUAUAGUUCCUUCAUACUUUAAAAAUCUUCACAAGCUUACAGUUCUGAAUCUGAGGGGGUGCCGGCUUCUAAAAUGUAUUCCAGAGAUGCCAAGCAAUAUGGAAUUCUUACAUAUAAGUGGACUAUGGAAUUCCUUCACCCUGGAACUGAUGGAAUUAUCUGGAUUGCCUUCAUCAAUCUGGUCUUUUAAGAAACUUGUCGAAUUGGAUCUUAAAGGGUGUUGCCACAUUGAGAAUCUUCCAAGCAGCAUUUGGUUGUUGAAUUCCCUCACAUCUCUUGAUUUGUCUUAUACGAGUUUAAAUUAUCUGCCCUCAUCAAUUGAGUGUCUUUCUAGGAUUGUUUCAAUUGAUUUGCAAAAUUGCGUCAAGCUUGUGAGUCUUUCAGACAACAUCGGUAAGUUGAAAUCUCUUGAACUACUUAAUCUUUCUUUCUGCAAAAGAUUCAAAUUCUUCCCGGAAAUCUUAGAGCCUAUGGAAUGCCUCAAGAAACUUGAUCUCUUUGGUUGCGAUUGCUUGGAGAGCCUUCCAACCAGCAUUUAUAAGUUGAAAUCUCUUGAGGAACUUAAUCUUUCUUGCUGCCAUGGAUUCAAAUUCUUCCCGGAAAUCUUAGAGCCUAUGGAAUGCCUCAAGAAACUUAAUCUCUUUGGUUGCGAUUGCUUGGAGAGCCUUCCAACCAGCAUUUAUAAGUUGAAAUCUCUUGAGGAACUUGAUCUUUCUUGCUGCCGUAGAUUCAAAUUGUUCCCGGGAAUCUUAGAGCCUAUGGAAUGCCUCAAGAAACUUAAUCUCUUUGGUUGCAAUCGCAUGGAGAGCCUUCCAACCAGUAUUUAUAAGUUGAAAUCUCUUGAACUACUUAAUCUUUCUUCCUGCAAUGGAUUCAAAUUGUUCCCCAAAAUCUUAGAGCCUAUGGAAUGCCUCAAGAAACUUGAUCUCUCUGUUUGCCGUCUCUUGAAGAGCCUUCCAACCAGAAUUUAUAAGUUGAUAUCUCUUGAGGAACUUAAACUCUCUCGUUGUUCCUCACUCGAAUUCUUCCCAGAGAUCUUAGAGCCUAUGGAAUGCCUGAAGACUCUCGAUUUAAGUGAUACGAAGAUUAUAGAGCUACCCGACUCCAUUGAAAACUUAGUUGGGCUUGAAGUAUUGGACUUAUCCAAGUGCAGAAGCCUUAAGUCUGUCCCAAACAGUAUCCACAAAUUAAGAUUUCUCAAGGAUUUCAGAGUUGCUGAUUGUUGGGCACUAGAGAAACGUCUUAUCUCAUCAUCGGACAUUUUGUGGUCUUCGCUAUCUAAUUUAGACCUCGGAGGAUGCACCAGGUUGGAAGAAAUCCCUGAUGGACUCAUGAAUUGCUUCUCACUAAAAGAAUUAAAUUUUAGCAAAACCAAGAUUAAGAGCAUACCUACAAGCAUCAAAGGACUUUCUGGAUUAAGAUCCCUGUACAUAUGGAAUUGCGAGUACCUAGGUUCUCUACCAGAGCUCCCAUAUAAUCUAGAAAUUUUGGAUGCUGAUGGUUGUAGGAAUCUGAAGAUGGUGUCACUCUCAAUGACUGCAGUUACACAAGGUCUGGAUCAAUUAUGUGAUGAAGAUUCUUUAACACGUGAAGAGAGAUAUUCAUUUCGUAGUUGCAAAAGCUUGAGUGAGACCGCAAAAAGCAACAUGAUGAAUGAUGCAGAGCUUAGAAUUAUGCGAAUGGCAGCUGCAUUUUCCAAAUUGCAAGAAAUAGAUCCUGAAGAUUAUGGGUUUUGGUAUUACUCCGUUUCUAUUGUCUAUCCUGGAAAUGAAAUUCCAGAGCGGUUCAGGUGUCAAACAGCAGAGGGAUCUUCAAUAAAUAUCAACCUUCCUGUGGAUCCUUCUCAUACAGAUACAAACUUCUGGCAACUCGUUCUGUGCGCUGUUCUCGACGAAGACGAAGAUGAGGACGAGGACAGCGCACAGAACGAGGACGAGGACCAGUUCCUCGACGAAGACGAAGAUGAGGACGAGGACGAGGACCAGUUCAAACCGUCUAGAUACAUUCCCUACAUUAUGGGCUUCCAUUGUGAAUUCAAUUGCACGACCAACAAUGGUGACAGCUCUGAAUAUUUUGAACUUCCCUGGCCCAAUAAUGAAAUUGAAAUAGAAAAAGGCACGAAUUGCAAUGACAAAUCUCAGGUAUUUGUAUGGUAUUGCCCAUACUUGUCCGCUCAUGCUCACAAUGCCAGCAAGGCCUCGUUCAAUUUUUCCUUGUAUCCAUAUUACCCACGUGAGCUCGAUCGCUUUAAGGUGAAAAGGUGUGGGGUCUGCUUGCUGUCUUCGCAAGGCCAAGAUGUUGUGAAAUUUGUAGGGGUCGAUCAAGAUGUUGGAGAACCAAAACCAGAGCAGGUUAUUUCAAGAAAGAGAAGCCGCGAUCAGUAUGAAGCCAGUUGAAGCGCUACUGUUGCUCUCUUGGAUUUGUUUCACUAAAUGUUUUGAUGCGGCGGACAAAUGGAGACAGGACCAGAUGACAAUAUUAUGCACUGUUAUUAGUCAAGACACCGUGCGAGUUGCAGGGAAAGGGGACUUGCUUACUGAUGACACCGCUUCUGCCCAUCUGGGAUCUUUUUAUGGUUCUACUCAAGCUUUCUCAUCUGUAUUGUGUAUGGGGAAACUUUAUGGACGAUGUUUGCUUCUUGUUAUUCGUGCUUGUCCUUCAUUCACAAUGCUUUUUGAUGAUCAAGUAUUGAGACUUUAAGCUCCUCAAGAUCAACACUUGAGCAAUCAAAGUGAACAUAAACUGUGAUGGGUUCCUGCAAAAAGUAAAGAAACUCCUUCAGAGAAUUGAAGGUGUUUACCAAGUCAAUAUUGAUGCUGAACAGCAGAGUCACAGUUUCAGGAGUUAAAGACUCUGCCACUUUGAUCAACAAACUGCUAUGAAACAUUCUGCGGUCCAAAACCAGGAGCAAAAGACCAUCAAUAAUGAAGCAGACAAGGCAAGAAAAUGAAGCAAUGCAGCUCCAACAACCACGGAUGAUGUAUCACCGGUUCCCAUUCAUUCCUCUAAGUACUGGCAAUUAAUUACUACCACUACUAUCCUGGUCCUAGUCCUAGUUCUGCCUCAUAUCCUUACUAGUGCUGAGCCUAAUUACAGUGGUGAUGGCCGGAAACAUUGCAGCUCAUUUGUUCAAUGAUGAUAACACCAGCAGCUAUUCUAUCAUGUAAUUCAAAUCAUGCAGACUUGACAUUGGGUAUUGAGGGCUUAGUUGCCUUUGACUGAUUUGGAGGACAUAAUAUGGACUACGAUGAGUAGUGGAGUGAAUCUCAUCACUCAGAGUGUAUUAUUUGACUGUUUCAUUUAUUCCGACUUGAUUGAUUCAUUAAUUUCUGGAAACAAAUAAAUUCAUCAUCCUGUAGUAUUUUACACAUUCAACUCUUUUGAAAGAUGAAUUUUUCAUCGUCCUUUAGGACGGUUGGGUU
Rosa chinensis is the source of this 5788-nucleotide messenger RNA. RefSeq names its product disease resistance protein RPV1. The transcript has 9 exons. The record is from RefSeq and is a predicted model, not a curated record. The coding region runs from base 209 to 4762 and encodes 1517 amino acids. Gene Ontology annotation, molecular function: ADP binding. Gene Ontology annotation, biological process: defense response; signal transduction. NCBI's taxonomy places the organism in Eukaryota, Viridiplantae, Streptophyta, Magnoliopsida, Rosales, Rosaceae.